AUGGCUUCCAAGGCCAUUCAAGUGAUGGUCAAAUCAAGGUUGGAGAGAGAUGCUAGUUUGUCUACCACAUCCAAGAAUACUGAAAUGCAAUUCAGCAUUGCUAGGGCCUUAGAGGUACUAGAGACAGUCAACAAUGUAGAUGAAGAAUUAUAUGAGAAGGCAGCUGUCAAGAUAAUGGCAGACCCGAUGUCUGGCUCAAACUUGGAAGAACUAGAUAGGGAAGAAACUGAAGAAGAUUUGGUUAUGUGUAUGACUCUACUUAUGUAUGCACAAGAGAGUUCACUACACACUAGAGAGCCCAUUCGUGAUAGUGCACUAACAGGCCCAGAACGUCGGGUAAGAGAUAUAGCUGAACAUUUUCAGCAUUCACCAGAGACCAUUGGUAGGCAUUUUAAUACAGUACUGGAGGCUUUCCUCAAGUUAAGAGAAGUUAACAUAAGACCACCACCAUUUGAUAAGAUUGCCCCAGAAAUUAAGAAUGAUCCCAAAAAGUAUCCUUUUUUCAAGGAUUGUAUUAGUGCUAUCGAUGGAACUCAUAUAGAUGCACGUGUUCCUCUACACAAACAAGUACCUUAUAGAGGGAGAAAGGGACAAACAACACAGAACGUCAUGUGUGCGUGUUCACAUGACAUGAAAUUCACUUUUGUGAAUAGUGGCUGGGAGGGAUCCGCAAAUGAUUGUCGAGAAUUUGCAACGGCACUCGCAGAUCCAACCUUACACUUUCCUCAUCCUCCUCUAGGCAAAUAUUACGUAGUAGAUUCUGGAUAUCCAUCUAUUACAGGGUUUUUAACACCAUUCAAGGGACAACGGUAUCAUCUCCGAGAUUUCGAGUCAAGAAGAGCGCAGAAUGCUAAAGAACUUUUCAACCAAAGACAUUUGAGUGUUAGGAAUGUUAUCGAGUGUAGUUUUGCUUCAUUGAAACAACGGUUUCCUAUACUAAGCAAAAUGCCACGUUUUCCUCUUUCGACCCAAAGUCGUAUCGUCAUUGCAUGUUGUGCCCUACACAAUUUCAUUCGGGAUGAACAAAAAGCUGACACAAAUUUUGUGUGGUUUGGAGAUUAUAACAAUUUACAGAGACCCCCUGAUGAGGAUUUCAUCCUACCUGAGUAUGGUAAUUCUAGCCAACGAAAUAGGGCAAGAAAGAUGGAUGAAUUUCGAAAGUACAUUGCUAACGAGUUGGCCUUAUCAAGAAACAUGGCUCCAAUUGAAUGA
Molecule: messenger RNA, 1212 nt
Organism: Telopea speciosissima
Lineage: Eukaryota; Viridiplantae; Streptophyta; Magnoliopsida; Proteales; Proteaceae
Product: putative nuclease HARBI1
Exons: 5
Coding region: 1-1212 (403 amino acids)
Source: RefSeq, a predicted model, not a curated record